Dendronephthya gigantea is the source of this 945-nucleotide messenger RNA. RefSeq lists its product as uncharacterized. Lineage: Eukaryota; Metazoa; Cnidaria; Anthozoa; Malacalcyonacea; Nephtheidae. The transcript has a single exon. Bases 1 to 945 code for a protein of 314 amino acids. The record is from RefSeq and is a predicted model, not a curated record.
AUGUCUGUGGAAGUUCAACCCAGAAACAGAUCUCAGCUUCCAGAACAGCGCCAUACUAUUAAGUCGAGAGAUCUGAGACCAAGUAAUCGUGCUGCUAUGCAUACAUAUCUCCAGAAUGUUAAUGUUAAAGCUCAAAUCGGUACAGUUAACACAUGCACAGAAAAAGUUUCAGCUCUGGAGUCAAUUGUUCAAGUGGGGAUGGACUUUGUAUUGCCUCUGCAUUCUAAGACCAUAUGCUCUAGUGAACCACCUUGGAUAAACCCAAAGUUAAAAGAUCUUAUUAAACGCCGCCAACGGGCGCUUGCCCAAGGAAACUUGCCAUCGUUUCGUUCCCUGAGGAACCGAGAACGCAAGGUCUGUAGAGCGAGAUAUUAUAACACCAAAAUAGCUCAUUUGAAAGAUUGUAAACCAUCAUUAUGGUGGCGUGAAGUAAAAAAACUCAGCGGUUUAUCAUCAUCCAGCAAAAAUGACUUCACAAAACUUGUUCAACACCUUGAUGGAACUUCUGACCAAACAGAUUUAGCUAACAAGAAUAACCAGGCGUUUCUAUCACCGAUGAGCAUCUUCGAUCCUUUGCCGAGUGACUACGAACUUCAGCAAGAUAAUGUAUCAGCUGCACCUUACCUGGUCUCAAGUGACAGCGUUUUUGUGAAACUUUCUUCCCUCAAUCCAAGAAAGGCUACCGGCCCCGAUGGCAUACCGGCUUGGCUCAUUAAAGAGAAUGCAGAUUUGUUGGGGGACCCCAUAUCAGACAUCAUUAAUUGUUCCUUUAGGGAAAGUCGUCUGCCUGCAGUAUGGAAAACGGCGGAUAUAAUACCUAUCCCUAAGAAUAAGCUGGUCCAAGAGGUUAACAAAGAUCUUCGACCCAUCUCUUUAACACCAGUGCUAGCUAAAGUUGCAGAGGAAUUUGUGGUAGAAGAGCAUGUGCGCCCUGGCUGUUAUUAA